Molecule: messenger RNA, 1024 nt
Organism: Stomoxys calcitrans (stable fly)
Lineage: Eukaryota; Metazoa; Arthropoda; Insecta; Diptera; Muscidae
Gene: Xpac
Product: DNA repair protein complementing XP-A cells homolog
Exons: 4
Coding region: 18-938 (306 amino acids)
Biological process (GO): nucleotide-excision repair, DNA damage recognition; UV-damage excision repair; base-excision repair
Cellular component (GO): nucleotide-excision repair factor 1 complex
Molecular function (GO): damaged DNA binding
Source: RefSeq, a predicted model, not a curated record
GUAUCACAGCCUUGUGAAUGUUUCAUGUAUUUAUAGAGCUGAAUGCUCCAAACAAAUCAAAUAAACGAAAACAUUUCUUGAAAAAUAAGCAAAAAUUGUCGUCGAAUAAAAUGGCCGAAAACUCUUUAACAGAUGCUCAAAAAGCACGCAUAGAACGAAAUCGUGCCAAGGCUUUAAGCCUGAAACAAUCAAAAUUGGUUAGCCAUCCGUACGCUCUAAAUCGAAAAGAUGUAAAUUCUGUGGAUGGCACCAGUUCCGUUAUCAAAGUGCAAGGAACAAAAUAUGUGGACAGUGGAGGUGGGUUUCUAAUCGAACAGGCAGUGACUGCAUCACAAAAUGCCGCCCAAUCUAGCAAUGCCACAACAUCUGAUCAACCAACACUAGUGGAUGAUGCCAUUUCCAUACCGGUGCAUUAUGACGAAUGUUUGAUGUGUGGUGAAAUGUUUGCGGAUUCAUUUUUGAUGAACAAUUUCAGCCAUUCUGUCUGCGAUAAAUGUCGUGAUUGUGAUGGAGAACAUUCCCUAAUAACAAGGACAGAAGCAAAGGCAGAAUAUCUUUUAAAGGAUUGUGAUUUUGAUAAACGCGAACCUCCACUACGCUACAUCAGCCGAAAAAAUCCGCAUAACAUUCGUUGGGGAGAAAUGAAACUUUAUUUGCAUUUACAAGUUCAGAAGCGAGCAUUGGAAGUCUGGGGCAGCGAGGAAGAGCUAAUGAAACAGCAUGAAAAUCGUUUGGAAAAAAGAGAGGUAGGAAAGAUUCGAAAAUAUAACAAACAAAUGAAACAAUUGCGUAUGGAGGUGCGUAGUAGUCUUUACACCAAAAAAACAAAAGCAGUGCAUGUUCAUGAAUUCGGAGAAGAUUCUUACAAUGAGGAAGAGGAUACAUACACGCACACUUGUCGAACAUGUAAUUUUACAGAAACAUACGAAAAAAUGUAACCUUCCUAACAUCAUGCAUGUAUCUAUUUUUGGUAUGUAUAUGGAAAAUAAAAUUUGUACGAGAUCUGUUAUCUGGAUUUUACAAA